UUAUACAAUGGGAUAAUGUUGUUAAGGAUGUUAGGAUGAAGAUAAGAAUUGCAAAAUCAUUCUGUAAACUUAGAUUCAAAAUACAAUAAUUUCUUAAGAAGAUUUGAAUUAUAUCAAACAUAUAAUACUCAUAUAGGGUAAUUGAUCAAAAUAAGAAUUAGCUUGUAUGAGAGGUUAUUUGGAGAGAAAAAAGUAUUAAUGUUUAAUUCAAAAAUGGAAACAUCAAAAUAUUUUAGUGAAGUAACAGCAAUAUCAGUCAGGUAUAAUGAGUUUCAAUGACUCAGCUCCAUUUUAAGACACAAAACUAUCUUAGAUAUCAAAGUUAGACUAUAUGUAGAUGGAAAAAACUUUAAUAUUGGACCAAGUACCUGAUUAUUUAGUUAAUAGAGUGAAUAAGGUAAUAUGACACUUUAAUUUUAAUUUAAAGAUUCUCUAAUAAUAUACAUCAUUUAAUUAUGAUAAUGAUGAAGAAAAUUAAUUUAAUUUUUCAAUAAAUUAAUUCGAAGAUGGUUGCAUUUAUUAAGGACAGUGGAAAAAUGGGUACUAUGAUUUAUAUAAUUUUUGGUAGAAUGAAGCAUGGUUGUGGAAAAUAAUAUUGGUUAUCUGGAUAAUAUUAUGAAGGAUAUUGGGCAGAAAAUGUAUUUUAAGGAAGAGGUAGAUUAGUUAAAGCAGAUGGAAACAUAUAUGAGGGAGAAUUUCAAAAUAAUAAUAUUUAAGGAAAUGUUAUAAUUAUAUUAAUAUUUAGGGAACUUUUUAUAGCGUUGAUGGUGUUAAGUAUGUUGGUUAAUUGGAAAAUAAUGUAAAAAAUGGUUAUGGAACUGAAAAAUGGUUAGAUGGAUCUAUAUAUGAGGGUUAUUAUAAAAAUGGCUAAAAAAAUGGGUAAGGAACAUUUAAAUGGUCUGAUGGGUCAAUUUACAACGGUGAAUUUGUUGAUGAUAAUUUUGAAGGAGAAGGAGAAUUUAAAUGGGAAGAUGGAAGAAGUUAUAUAGGAUAAUGGAAAAACAAUUAAAUGGACGGUUAAGGAGUAAAUUGAUUUUAUUAUAUUAGAUUUUCAAAUGGCCAAAUAAUUAAAGAUAUCUAGGAUCUUAUAAAAAUGGAAUUAAAGAAGGUUUUGGUUAAUUUGAAUGGCCAGAUGGUAGAGUAAGCAUUAUAUUUUAUUAAAGAUAUACAAAGGAGAAUGGGCAAAUAAUAAACAACAUGGAUAAGGAAUCUAUUUAGGAUCUAAUGGAAUAGAAAAAGUAGGGGAAUGGUUUGAAGGUAAACUUCUUCAUUGGGGUAAGAUUAAAAAUAAUAUUUUCUGACUUUGAUUUUUAUUAAUCUUACUUUCUCAUUUUUUUCCGUAAAUUUUUAUAAUAUAUUAUAUUAUAAGAUUUUAUAUAUAAGCAAUUAUGUUAUUUUCAUUAUAAANAUGGUUGCAUUUAUUAAGGACAGUGGAAAAAU
This is a messenger RNA of Paramecium sonneborni, 1440 nucleotides long. The record is from the annotation of a GenBank genome assembly. Lineage: Eukaryota; Ciliophora; Oligohymenophorea; Peniculida; Parameciidae.